Messenger RNA from Porites lobata, 662 nucleotides. NCBI's taxonomy places the organism in Eukaryota, Metazoa, Cnidaria, Anthozoa, Scleractinia, Poritidae. The record is from the annotation of a GenBank genome assembly.
AUGAAAGGCUUUAUAGCUAGAUCAUGUCUUGACUAUCUGGAACAUGGGAUGUUGGAGAGCGACUUCUACUGCCUUUUUGACUACAAAGACCGACGAUAUGUGGCUUACUGUGACCUCUCAUCUGAGCCAGGUUCAGCCUGGACGCUAGUCAUGUCCUGGAACAGAAGGAUUUGCCCCAGUUUCAAAGGAAGUCAUUUUUAGACGACGUCCCUAUCAACCAUAACACCCCAAACUGGUACUCCUACCGCCAAACACUGGAACGAAUAAAAAACAUUCGUCGCCGCUCCUCUCACUGGCGUGCAACCUGCAGCUUCAACAGCAAGGAAGUCAUUGAUUACAGAGAUUACAUGAGGGGAAAGUUCAGCGACUUCGACAUCAUGACAUUUCUUGGAGAUGGAAAAUGUCAACCUGUGGAAUAUGUAAAUAUCCGUGGGCAUGCUGCUGGAAGUGGUACAACAGCACAGUUUUGGCAAAUGUUGAACUCCUACAUUUUGCAUAUCAACAGCGAGUCCACAGGCUGUGGUUUCAAGCCUAAUAUUGGAGCCAUUCCAAGUGAAGACAACUUUGGCUUCUAUGGCAGUCCCAAUAGCAACUUUUGGUGCACCGCAAGUGAUGAUUCAACAACCCAGUGGUGGUUUGGUGGAUAUUUGGCUAAAGCUUGA